Aspergillus niger is the source of this 1239-nucleotide messenger RNA. RefSeq lists its product as uncharacterized. Gene Ontology annotation, cellular component: membrane. The annotation marks the transcript as partial. NCBI's taxonomy places the organism in Eukaryota, Fungi, Ascomycota, Eurotiomycetes, Eurotiales, Aspergillaceae. Gene Ontology annotation, molecular function: transmembrane transporter activity. The transcript is spliced from 9 exons. The record is from RefSeq and is a predicted model, not a curated record. Gene Ontology annotation, biological process: transmembrane transport.
AUGCCUACUUUGAAUGAGGACGUACCAGAAAUGGACCGAAAGUCAACGGACAAGAAUGAUGCUGCUCUGGAAGCGACCACCAACGUUGAAGUUGGGGAGAUUCUAGCGUCAGAUUACACAGAGCAACAGUACAAGAAACUGACACGGAAGAUCGACUAUUACCUCAUGCCCAUGAUGUUCUUCUUCUAUGGGAUACAGCAAACAGACAAGACUUCAACGAGUAUUCAGGCAUUAUUUGGAAUGGAGGAUGAGUUGAAAUUACAUGGCCAACAGUAUCAAUGGCUGACCACAAUUUUCUAUCUCACAUAUCUCAUCGGGGAAUUUCCCUCUGUAUAUCUUCUGCAGAGGUUCAAUGGUGGCCUUGUCCUCUCCAUCUAUAUGACAUGCUGGGGGAUAUGCCUCAUCUGUAUCAGCGCCGUACAAAACUGGUCUCAAUUGAUGGCACUCCGCGCCCUUCAAGGGUUCUUUGAGAGCAAUAUAUCCCCCGGCUUCCUCCUCAUUACUGGUCUCUGGUACCGGACCGAAGAACACGCCAACCGCUCCCUCUUCUGGCAGUCAUCCGAGGGCUUCUUCUCCAUUGUCUGCAACCUGAUCUUAUACGCCAUCGCGCGACAUGUUGAAGCCCAUGGCGGUAUAGCAGCUUGGCGAUGCAUCUCCUUAUUUCUGGGCUCUCUUACCCUGGCCGGCGCAGUAGCCGCCUUCUUCCUGCUCGGUUGCCCGCAUGAAGUGCGGUGGUUGAAUGAUGAUGAGAAACGCAUGGCAACCGCCCGCACACUGAAGAACCAGACAGGCCAGGAUACUACAGGUAAACAGUGGUCCUGGCCACAAGUCUAUGAAGCCUUUAAAGACCCUCAAUUAUACUUUUCAUUUGCCAAUUCUUUCCUUGCAAAUAUCCCCAACGGCGGCAUCACGACUUUCAGCUCCCUCAUGUACGAGACAUUUGGCUUUAACGACUGGCAAUCCAUGCUCUACGGCUGUCCCCGGAACGCUAUCUACGUAGUCGUCUUCCUCAUCGUUGGCCUGUACACCCGCAAGUUCCAGAACCAGCGCAUGUGGGUAAUGAUCGCCAGCUGCAUCAUUCCCUUUAUCGGCCUCCUGGUGAUGUCGCUCCUCCCAAACACACCCGAGUACAAGUGGAUUAAGUGGGGGAUGUACAUCAUGACAGUUGUCUUUUCUCUCGCUAUUUUUCUAGGUUGGAGCUUGAGUACGUACUCCAUUUUCCCUACCCGUAUGUUAUAC